Molecule: messenger RNA, 1032 nt
Organism: Peniophora sp. CBMAI 1063
Lineage: Eukaryota; Fungi; Basidiomycota; Agaricomycetes; Russulales; Peniophoraceae
Source: the annotation of a GenBank genome assembly
AUGCCCUCCGUCCCCGCUCCCGCCAAAGUCCUCGUCACGGGCGCCAACGGCUUUCUCGGCGCUUGGAUCGUCCGCACACUCCUCGAGCACGGCUAUUCCGUGCGCGGAACAGUGCGCACUGCGGACAAAGGCGAAACUAUACGGGGAAGUCUUGGGGAGAGAGGCGAUAGGUUUGAGUAUGUGGUCGUGGAGGAUGUGUUGAAGGAAGGCGCUUUCGAUGAUGCGAUGGAGGGUGUGCGGCUCCUUAUGCAUACGCUGUCGCCUCUAUUAUGGACCGAUAAACCAGACGACAUCAUACAGCCCGCCGUCACCGGUACACUCAGCCUCUUACAAUCCGCUCAAAAGCACAGAGAAGCCGUACGGCGCGUCGUGGUCACCGGGUCCAUCUGUACAAUCAUAGACUGGCCGACCGUGGAGCCGAGAGUCUACGACGAGACGUCGGUGAACGAGACGUCGAUCAAAGCUGUCGAGGAUGGGUCUACGGAUCCUAUUGCUAUCUAUAGCGCUGCUAAGACUCAAGCUGAGAACCGUGCAUGGGCGUUUAUGCGAGAGCAAAACAUCACUGAGUUUGAUCUCGUCUGCUUGCACGGAUCAUUCUUUGUCGGCCCAAACUCAUACCCCCUCCCCUCCCCGGCCUCCUUCACCGAAUCGCUCUACACCAUGCAUUCCAUCGUAACCCGCGGCCACCUCGUCAACGCGCUCGUCAAAACCGGAUGCGGAUGGAUCGACGUCCGCGAUAUCGCGCUGGCGCAUGUUCUCGCAGCUCAGAAGGACGAGGCGGGCGGCCAGCGCAUCAUCGUUUCUGCCGGCGAUUGUGUCGUGGGAGACUUCCAUCGCGUAGCGUGCAGUCUGGAUCCGUCGCUUGUGCGCGAGACGCAAGACGUGUUGUCCAAACCUCGGUAUAGGUUCGAUACUAGCAAGAUGCGGAAGGUGUUAGGGCUGGUGCCGAGGUCAUUGGAGGAGACGAUACGCGAUACGCUGGACUUUUUGAGAACUGUACCCGGAAGCGGUGUAACAUGGACCUCAUAUUGA